Triticum aestivum (bread wheat) is the source of this 1578-nucleotide messenger RNA. RefSeq names its product 12-oxophytodienoate reductase 7. The transcript has 5 exons. Lineage: Eukaryota; Viridiplantae; Streptophyta; Magnoliopsida; Poales; Poaceae. The record is from RefSeq and is a predicted model, not a curated record. The coding region runs from base 1 to 1578 and encodes 525 amino acids. Gene Ontology annotation, cellular component: peroxisome. Gene Ontology annotation, biological process: jasmonic acid biosynthetic process; oxylipin biosynthetic process. Gene Ontology annotation, molecular function: 12-oxophytodienoate reductase activity; FMN binding.
AUGCCCGCUCUCCCGCAAGAAGGAGAUACCUUGGCAAAUUGUCGAACAGCUUGCGGGCUUCGACGAAGAAGACGGCUGGCGAAGGGAGUCGCGGCGCGCACGGACCAGCUAGCUGCCCUGCCGGCAUCCGGCGAGCGUGCCGGUGAGGAUCUGGCCGGGGACGGCGAGGCGGCUUCUUGGUCGCGGUUGCGGCUGUGUCGGGAGGGAGCGGGGGUGGGAAGCAUUCGGUUCCCCGGCGGCAAGACGACGGUGGCGGGCGACGUGGGAGGUGGCGGCGUUGCUCAGCGAUGUUGCGGGCGCCGGCAGCUGGCAGAGUCACCAGAAAACUGGGCGGCGGCGGCGACGACGACGACGAAGGAGGCGGGCGUGGUUGCUGUUGGAUGUGGGGAGGCCAAUCCCCCUCGACCGAGCAGCACGAGACGAGCGCGCCAGAUGGAUCAGCGGCCGUCGCUCUUCUCGCCGUACCAGAUGCGCCGCUUCAGCCUCGCCCACCGGGUGGUGCUGGCGCCGCUGACGCGGUGCAGGGCCAUCGGCGGCCUGCCGGGGCCGGCGUUGGCGGAGUACUACGCACAGCGCUCCACCGACGGAGGGCUGCUCAUCUCAGAGGCCACUGCCAUCUCGCCGGCAGGGGCGGGGUUUCCUCGUGUCCCUGGAAUAUACAACCAAGAGCAGAUAUAUGCAUGGAAAAAGGUGGUAGAUGCUGUUCAUGCCAAGGGAAGCAUAUUUUUCUGCCAAUUGUGGCACGCCGGCAGGGCUUCUCAUCAAGCAUAUCUGCCAGACGGCGCUGCUCCAAUAUCGUCCACUGAGAAGCCGAUAUCAGCAAGCCGGAAGACACUGUUGCCUGAUGGUUCCUAUGGCACGUAUCCCGUGCCAAGGUGCCUCGCCACAUCGGAGAUACCGGAAGUAGUCGAGCAAUAUCGCCAAGCUGCCGUAAACGCCAUCGAAGCAGGCUUCGACGGUGUGGAGAUCCACGCUGCCCAUGGUUUCAUCAUCGACCAGUUCCUCAAGGACGGCGUCAACGACCGGACCGACGAGUACGGCGGGUCGCUCCCCAGCCGCUGUCGUUUCCUACUCGAGGUGACCCGGGCCACGGUGUCGGCCGUUGGACCGGACCGGGUCGCGGUCAGGGUGUCGCCCACCAUCGAUAACCUCGACGCCUACGACUCGGAUCCUGCGCGGCUCGGCAUGGCCGUCGUCGAGCGGCUGAACGCCCUCCAGGAAGAAGUUUCCAGCGGCGGUCAGCUUGCCUACCUCCACCUGUCGCGGGCAAUGCACGGCGGUGGCAACGCCGAGGAGGAGGGCCGUCUCAUGCGCGCCAUGCGGGACGCGUACCGUGGGACGUUCAUGUGCGGCGGUGGCUACACCCGGGAGCUCGGCAUGGAGUCGGUGGAGCGUGGCGACGCCGACCUGGUGUCGUACGGGAGGCACUUCAUCGCAAACCCGGACCUGGUGGAGCGGUUCAAGCUCGAUGCAGGACUCAACGAGUUCGUGAGGAAGACGUUCUACACUCCGGACCCCGUCGUGGGCUACACGGACUACCCGUUCCUCGACAGCCAGCCUGAAUCGCGCAUGCAGUAG